Aphidius gifuensis is the source of this 3223-nucleotide messenger RNA. It is a transcript of the gene Nab2, whose product is annotated as zinc finger CCCH domain-containing protein 14. The transcript has 7 exons. The record is from RefSeq and is a predicted model, not a curated record. Gene Ontology annotation, molecular function: poly(A) binding; metal ion binding. NCBI's taxonomy places the organism in Eukaryota, Metazoa, Arthropoda, Insecta, Hymenoptera, Braconidae. Gene Ontology annotation, cellular component: nucleus; cytoplasm. Gene Ontology annotation, biological process: regulation of mRNA stability. Bases 215 to 2809 code for a protein of 864 amino acids.
UAGUUGUGUGCGUUUUACUGUCAUGUCCUCGAUUAAACACACCGAUCGAUCAUUGAAUUGUUCAUAACCCACAAUAAAUUGUUAUGUCUAAAAAACAACUUAUAAAUAAUAUAGUGACGCCUAGGAAUAUAUAAGUUUAAUUAUCAAAUAAAAUUGUUAAUAUUAAUUUAUUAAUUAUUGUGUUUAUAAAUAAUUACAAGUAAAUAAAACAAAAAUGGAUGUACGUGGUGUUGAAGUGACAAAUCAGCUUAGAAGUGCUAUUAGAGCAAAACUUUUAGAACUUGGUGUUCGUUAUGAUGAAGAACUUCCUGAUUAUAUUCUCGUGAUGGUUGUAAAUAAAAAAAGUCGUCAACAAAUGCAUGAAGAUCUUCAUCUUUUUCUUGAUGAAAGUACAACACCAUUUGUCGAUUGGCUUCAUGAUCAAGUUUUAAAAAAAUUACAAAAAGUAUCAGUUGCUAAAAAAAAAUCAACAAGAGAAUUUGUACCAACUGUUGUUGUUAAACAAGAAGAAGAAAGAAAAAAAAAAAAGAAUAUUGCAUUAACUGAAGAUUUAAAAAUUAAAGUAGAAGAACAAACUGCUGAAAAAACAACAAUAAAAAUAGGACAAAAAGAAAAAACUGUUAAUGAUACAUCAGGAAUUUCUAAUAAUAAACAACAAGACGUUAAUAGAGCACGUACGAAAACUCCAGAAACACCAAAUACUCCAAAAAUUCCAGAUAGCUCAAUGAAUAUCAUAGAAGAAUCUGAAAAACCUAUUAAUACUUUUACAGCAGUAUCAAAGAAAAUAAUUUAUGAAGAAAAAACACCCGAACGUAUUGAAAAAAAUAAUGAAAAAAUUGAAACAUCAAUUGAUAAAACAAUUGAUGAAGAUAUAACACCUGAAAAAAAAUUAAAAUCAUGUGUUAAUAAACCUAGAAUAACAUCUGUUGUAUCAGUUAAAACACGUCUUGGUAUAACAUCACCAAAAAAAAAAAUUGAUAAUCAUUAUAAAGAAAGAAAUGAACGUAAUGAUACUGAUAAUAAUCGUAAAAUUGAUAAACCAUUUUAUGAACCAAUGAAUAGAAGAAGUAAUAAUAAUAACUAUCGCAAUCGUAAUUUUGAUGAUGAUUUAUCAAUUAAACAAAGAAAUGAAACAAGUAAUAGACAAUUUAUAUCAACAAAUAAUCGUAAUCGUAUUGAUAAAAAAAAUGAAAAAGAUUUAGAUACUAAAAUUGCAUCAGUAUCAAAAUUACGAGGUGAAAUAUCAUCAGGUAAUGAUAUUAAAAAACGUCUUGGUAUUGGUAACAAAAUUAUCAAACAAAAUGAAUCAUUCAAUGAUAAUUCAAAUGUUAAAAAUAGACUAGGAGCUGUUAAAAGAAAAUUUCAAGCAUUGGGAAGACUUGGAUCAAGUCCAGUCAAACGAGGUCGUUCUGUCAACAGAGAAGAUGAUAAUUUUUAUAAAGGGGAAUCAAAUUUCCAUAAAGAACAUCAAGAACAACAACAUGAAGAUGAUGACAUAGAAAAAGAAGAUGAAGAUGAUGAUGAUGAUGAAGAAACAAAAGCUCCAGUAAAAUCUCAUAUUAUUGCUGUUAAUAAAAUUGUGUCAGAAAAAACAGACAAACGAUUAAUUAAAAAUAAAGAACAAAAAUUUGAUGAAGAAGAAGAAGAACAUGCAAAUAAAGGUCUUGCAAGUAAAAUAAUUGUAACACCAAGACCAUUAAAACCACUUCAACCAGUACAAAAAAGAGCAACACAAUCACUUUUACUACGUGCUGUUGCUGAAGCAAAUAGAUCUGUUGUUAAACAAAAAAAUCCGGAGCCUAUUAGUCCGGAAAAAAAUCCAGUAUUAAAACGUCCGAUGCCAUCAGGUACAAAUGCAAGAGAAGUAGGUCAAAAUUUAUCGGUUCGUCUUAAUGCGACAAAACGUUUGGUUAUGGAAAAAAUUCAAGUUGAAUUAACAAAUCCAGAAUCAUUAUCAGACACUGAACCAGAACCAUAUAUACCAAGAUCUGUUACUGAUGAACAAAUGGGAGUUGUUAUGUCACUAUUUCAGCAUGGUAAUGACACUCAAAAAUUUCUAGUCACAUUAAAUGGUUACAGCAAUAAUUCAAUUCAAAAUAUACCUGCUAUUGAUGAUGACACUGAUGCUGUUGAUGCUGUUGAUACUAUUGAUACUAUUGAUGAAUAUGAGGUAAAUGAAAAUGUACUUACAAGUCAACAAAAUGAAUUAUUAUCAGAUAAUAAUAAUGUAAAUAAUAUUGAUAAUUCAGAGGACAUUGAUAUGACUGAUAAAAUAGAUGAUUAUGAAAAUAAUGAAAAUCAUUGUAUUGAAAAUUUAAAUAUCAAUGAUGAAACACCAAGAAAACGUAGAAAAUUAAGUCCAAUUGUUUAUUCAAGAUCACCAUCACCAAAUCCAGUGCAAAAAAAAAUUAAAUUAACAACUGGUUUUGAAAAAAAACCAGCUGUUACGACAAUAAUAAUUAAUGAAAAAUCAAGAGAAAAAUGUAGGUAUUGGCCAAGUUGUACACUUGGAGCAAAAUGUGCAUAUGUUCAUCCUCCAGUUCCAUGCAGUGCAUUUCCAGCAUGUAAAUUUGGUGACAAAUGUGCUUAUAAACAUCCAAAAUGUAAAUUUGGUCUUUCAUGCACUAAACUUGGCUGUGUUUUUUCACAUCCAUCACAGCAAUGUAAAUAUCAUCCAUUUUGUACAAAAUCUGGAUGUGUUUAUUUACAUCCCACACCUAUUAUUCAUCAGCCACAAGUAACACCACAAUUAAUAUCAACAUCAGUAGAAAAAGUUAGAGGUAAAUUCACCUGGCGACGACAGGACUGAACAUGCUGUUGUUUUUUUUUUUUUUUUCAAAUCUUUAUUUAUUUAUUCAUUUAUUGCUUUAAUUUUCAAUAAUUAUUUAAAAAAGUUAUUUAUAUAAAUAAACUUUGUUAUUAAUAAAUGUUUUCUUUUUUUUUUUUUUUUUUUUAAGGAACAAAAUUUUUGUACAACCGUCAAAAAAAAAUUUCUAAUAAUUUUUGUAAAUGAAAAUUUAUCAAAAUAUUUAGAAUUCGUAUGAUCAAUUAUAAUAAAAAAUUUAUAAGAAAGAUGUUGAAACUUUUCAGUCAUUUUUAGUGUACUUAUAAAAUAAAAAUUGGUAGGUGAAUUUAAAUAAACUGUAAAAUAAUGUGAAUAUUCAUGUAAUAUAAUAACUCUUGUAUAUAAUUACUUUCAAUAACAAUAUUAAAGCAAACACAA